AUGGAUGAGCAACGGUGGAAGGGCAAUGCCAACGACAACGAAAACACCAACAGUUGGCCGAAUGAGACAAGGUCAAGGCACAGAAACUGGAGCGCCGCCGCCCUGGGACCCGGCCCUACCAACUUGCAUCAACCCCUCGAGCUAAGUGCGAGAUCUAGCGUUGACUCCACUGUGGCAGCUCUUGCAUCUUCUUUAGGCAACGGUGACUUCGAGCCCUCCGAGGGAGGCUUCGGAGGGAUAACAGAGCUGUGGAUCAACGAGCGUGGACAAGGCGCCGCCACGACGGCAGCACAGGCCGGCGCGGAGCGCUCCCUCCUUUGCGGUGCCCACUGUAGCAUCCUUGUCGUUGGGAAGGGUGGACAGGGGUCGAAUGCAGGGAUGAGGUCGGUGGACGAGCCUCCAGCUCUUGGCCCGCAGCCCGGAACCUGA
Fusarium tjaetaba is the source of this 429-nucleotide messenger RNA. RefSeq lists its product as uncharacterized. NCBI's taxonomy places the organism in Eukaryota, Fungi, Ascomycota, Sordariomycetes, Hypocreales, Nectriaceae. The transcript is spliced from 3 exons. The record is from RefSeq and is a predicted model, not a curated record. Bases 1 to 429 code for a protein of 142 amino acids.